AUGGCGACCGUGGAGAAAGAUAGCUCUCUCCGGACGGCUUUGAUCGCCUACGGCUCAGAGACAGGCAACUCUCAGGAUGUGGCAGAGGAGAUCGGCCGUUUGACGGAGCGGCUUCACUUCAGGACCAAAGUAGCUGAGCUCGAUGCCUUGCAGCCCAAAGAGCUAUACGGUUACCAGUUUACUGUCUUUGUAGUGCCGACUACCGGACAGGGAGAUUUCCCUGCCAACGGACGCAAGUUCUGGAGAUCGCUGCUCCUCAAAAGACUGCCUCCAACCUUCUUACAAGGGAUCAGUUUUGUUCUCUUUGGGCUGGGAGAUAGUUCAUAUCCAAAGUUCAACUGGGCAUCCCGGAAGCUGUAUAGACGGCUACUACAGUUAGGGGCAAGCGAGUUAUAUCCGCGCGGAGAAGCAGAUGAACAGCAUCCAGAAGGACUUGAAGGGACGUUUUUGCCCUGGUCUCUGGACCUGCUGAAGCAUUUGCUGGAUAAGUUUCCGCUGAAGGACGGGCAACAUCCUAUCCCAGAUGGUGUCCGUCUACCACCUAAAUGGAUCCUCGAUGAUUAUGACCUGAAAGAAGAAGAUCGGGUAAUUAGAGUGAAGCAGCCAUUCAAGGCUCAGGAGCCCGACUCUUUAGACCAUGAUACCCGGCCACUUCCUGGGUCAAUCUCAGCAACACUUACAGUGAACACUCGAAUGACACCAUCGAGCCACUGGCAGGAUGUUCGACACCUAGUUCUAACUGCCUCGGAGUCUAUAAAUUAUGCUCCAGGGGAUAUACUACACAUCACUCCUCGGAAUUUCCCCCAGGACGUAGACAGGCUUAUAGCACUGAUGGGCUGGGGAGAACAAGCCGAUAUGCCUCUACAGUUUGUCACUGGUGACGGCUCUUCGGCAUCAGCCUCUGUCUCCGCACCAUCCAUCCCAUUCUUACUUGGCGUACCUGGUUUCACCCUUCGCGCACUCCUCACAGACUAUCUAGAUAUCAUGGCCAUUCCUAGACGGUCAUUCUUUAGCCAGAUUGCACAUUUCACGAAAGACGAGAUGCAUAAAGAGCGACUUUUAGAGUUCACGAAUCCAGAGUACAUAGAUGAGUUCUACGACUAUACCACUCGCCCGAGGCGAAGUAUCCUGGAGAUCCUGGCUGAGUUCGAUACCGUCAAGAUUCCAUGGCAGUCAGCGUGCUCCGUACUUCCCGUACUUCGAGGCAGACAGUUCAGUCUUGCGAGCGGUGGGAAGCUAAAGUCAUCGACAGAUGGGGGUACACGUUUUGAGCUGCUAGUUGCAAUUGUCAAGUACCAGACAGUGAUAAAGAGGAUACGCCAAGGAGUUUGCACACGGUAUCUAGCCGCCCUGCAGCCUGGAAGCACGUUGAAGGUGCAAGUGCAAAAGGGAGGACUCUAUUCAUCAGUAAAACAGCUCUCUGACCCGUCUGUGCUGAUUGGCCCGGGAACAGGCGUUGCUCCAAUACGGUCCCUGCUCUGGGAAAAAGCAGCGAUGGCUGAGGAAUUGAAAAAGAAACAUGGUCCGGAUGAGGAGCCUUAUCCCCUUGGGCCAGUGAUACUGCUGUACGGUGGACGUAACAAGGCAGCAGAUUACUUCUUUGAAGGUGAAUGGGAAGAACUCAAGGCCCAACUCAAUCUGACGGUGAUCACGGCCUUUUCACGAGACCAGAAGAAAAAGUACUAUGUCCAGGAUGCACUGCGGGAGAACUCCCCGGUCUUCUACGACCUGCUGCACGAGAAGGGAGGCUCAGUGUUUGUAUGUGGCUCGUCUGGCCGGAUGCCCCAAGCUGUUCGUGAGGCACUGAUAGAGACUUUCCAGGCUCCGCUGGGCGAUUCGGCGGAGAGCAGACAGGCGGCAGAGAAAUAUUUGAUAGACAUGGAGAAGGUUGGGCGAUAUAAGCAGGAAACAUGGUAG
This is a messenger RNA of Nannizzia gypsea CBS 118893, 1917 nucleotides long. RefSeq lists its product as hypothetical. The record is from RefSeq and is a predicted model, not a curated record. Gene Ontology annotation, molecular function: flavin adenine dinucleotide binding; FMN binding; NADPH-hemoprotein reductase activity. The transcript has 4 exons. The coding region runs from base 1 to 1917 and encodes 638 amino acids. Gene Ontology annotation, cellular component: cytosol. Lineage: Eukaryota; Fungi; Ascomycota; Eurotiomycetes; Onygenales; Arthrodermataceae.